AGAGGCAGUGGAUUUUGUCCUUUUUUAUUUAUUUAUUUUAAUGAAUGAACUCCACUCCCUCUUAGACCUGAUGACAUUCCCUAGUUGGGUCAUGAAACGUCUACGGGGGGGCGGGAACCCCACCAAGCCCAGCCAUGGUGACCAACAUUCUCUCCUUUUGAUAUACCCCUUCAGUGGCCUUUUUCUGUCUUUUCCAAGAAAAGAAUCCCACCCACCCGGAUUGCGUGAUGGAGUCCCGCCGGCCGUUUCCUCUUCUCCCUGAGCAGACUUUUGACCAGGAGGUCAAGCAAAACAUGGCCGAACUCUCUCUCUGGACCGUUGUGGCCACCAUCCAAGCGGUGGAGAGGAAAGUCGACACGCAUGCCAGCCGGCUGCUGAACCUGGAGCGCCGUGUGAUGACCAAUGAGAAGAAGUACGUGGACUGUGAGAACGCCGUGGUGGACUUCGGCAACCAGAUGGAGUGCAAGCUGAUGGCACUGGGCACCCUCAUCCAGGAAUACGGGCUGCUCCAGAAGAGGCUGGAGAACAUGGAGAACCUCUUAAAGAACCAGAACUUCUGGAUCCUCAGGCUUCCCCCAGGAUCCAAGGGGGAGACACCCAAGGUGCCCAUAACUUUUGAAGACAACGCUGUCUACUUCUCAGAGCAGGAAUGGGGCAACCUGGAGAAAUGGCAGAAGGAACUCUACAAGAACGUGAUGAAGAGUAACUACGAGUCACUGGUCUCCUUGGACUAUGCCAUCGCUAAACCAGAUCUUCUGUCCCGGAUCGAACAAGGGGAACGUCCCUGCACCGAGGAAGAGGAGGCAGCAACAACGGACAGGGUGAUACCUUUGGAACCCAGCCCAGAAAUACUGGUUUUUCGACCCUGCCUCUCCUCCCCAGCGGAAGAAGGGGGUCACCCCCGAGAACGGGAACAGGGAGAAGGAUGGAGGGUCCCGCAGGCAUCUGCCAUUGAUGAUGAAGUCACCCAGAGGUCCUUCAGAUCUCAAGGGAAGCGAGAUCUAGAGAGGAACGUGGAGGGCCCGGACCUCUCGGACAAAGGUGAGCUUCACAUCCCACCGACCAUGGCCCUCACAACAAACCACAUCUUAAUCAAAACGGAGCCAGAGGACAACUCUGCAGCCCAUGAGACCUGGAUGAUGGCGGGAGAGACAUUUGUGGAAAGAAUUAUAAAGAAAGAAGAAGACUUCGAUUCCUGUAUGUGGCCAAGGGACUCUCUGGGGGAGAUAGCUGACUACAGUGCCAACGAGGGCAGUCCAGUGGAAGAAGCAGCUGCUCGUGUCCACUGGCAGUGUCAGAUUGGCCGCCAAGAGCCCCCACAAAGUUACAGAAGCCUCACCCCUUCAGGGCGAAAUCUGUCCUCGCCGCUCGUGAACGGGAGCCCUCUGAUGUCCCCUCAUGAGAUGGGGCAGCUGUCUGCCGGUCCACCGGGAGAGAAGCUGUGGGCUUGUCCACUGUGCCACCAACACUUCCGGCUCCACAUCCACCUGCUGCUCCAUCAGAAAACCCACCGGGAAGCACCUGCCGAGCCCGUGCCGAAGGACCCACUGGGCUGCCCCUACUGUCCCCGACGUUUCAGCCGCUCGGAUCACCUGCUACGUCACCAGAUGAGCCACACGGGCACCCGGCCUCAUCAGUGCCCGGCGUGCGAGAAGAGCUUCACAGACAAAAGCAAGCUGACCAAUCACUUCCGAACCCACACAGGAGAACGCCCCUUCCACUGCACAGACUGUGGGAAGCACUUCGUCCGGCGGCACCACCUGGCCAAGCACCAGCGCACCCACACGCGGGAGCGGCCCCACCAGUGCCCGCUCUGCCUGAAGAGCUUUAUGCAGAAGCACCACCUGCAGAAGCACCUCCACACCCACACGGGGGAGAAGCCCUACAAGUGCGGCCUGUGCCCCAAGGCUUUUGCCUGCAAGCAGCGCCUGCUGCAGCACAGCUGUGCCUUGCCUCCGGUGUCCCCCUCCGAAACCGCCGGGCGGCCCUUGGCCCUCCUGAAAGGGAGGCCCGCUUCCUGACCCACUGAUGCAACCAGGACUUUGCCCCACCUCACCUCCUUUGUUGGGGGUUCGUCAUUCAGAUGCAGAAAUUCAACUCUCUGGGUGUCAUGUAGCCUUCCUUUGUGGAUUGUGUUCCUAGGGGAAUCAGGCUGGUGAAGAUUCUGUUUGGUUGGAAAGGGAAAAAAACACUGAUCAUCCCUUGAAGAUUCUGAAUCAGCCUUUGAUCAGCCCUGGAAGGUCCUCCAUCACCCUUCGAUCAAUUCUUGACAAUCCUGAGUCAGCCUUUGAUCAGAAGUUCCUUAAGCAUUGGGCAAAUGUGGUUGACCGAUCACCUUCAUCUUCAUUUAGUCCAUGGCCAACUCUGCAUUUCAUCUUUUAAGAAGGUCCCCAAAGGAGGCGGAGCUGGAAGUGAAUGAGGAAGAGGCUGCUUUCUCUUGAAGGCUUCCUUGGAGACUCAUCAUCGUGAAGACGACGUGGCUGUUAGAUCAAGAAAGGAAUUCCCCUGGUUGUCUUGGACUCUGUUUUGGCUUCCCCCAGGCAGAUCCUGGGCCCAUCUGCCUGUAAACCCAAGUUUGAGAAGUGGAAUGGCUUGCCUCCAGAACUUGUGGAUGCUCCAUCAAUGGAGUUUUUCAAGAAGAGACUGGACCUCCGUUUGUCCAGAAUGGGAUACGGUCUCCUGCUCGAACAGAACUUUGGAGUAGAAGAUCUCCGCAGUCCCUUCCGACUCUUGUUUUUAUUCUUCAAUUUCCAAGUAAACAGGACAAGACAGGAUUUUGAUCAGAUCACUGCUGGACUUCCUGAACUCUCUGGAGCUCACCCCCCCCCCUUAUUUCGAGGCCCAAAAGACCUCCUGAGAAGAUGACAUUUGUGUCUCGGCUGCUCACGUCACCUCCGAGACCAUGUGUGGGAAUUUUGUUGUUGGGAUGGGGAGAGACACAGAAGGGAGAUGAGGAGCCAAAGUGUGAUUGGGACUGCAUUGUUUUUUUUUUUCAUUAUGCUCGAUUCGUAUGCUGUUUUAUAAGCGCUGUUGUAACUCUUGGAGGAAAACUUCCCCCAAAAGCUGAAACUUGGGGAUGGGUGGUCGAAAGAAAAUAGUUCUUUGCUUUUUUUUCUUUUUUCUUUUUAA
Molecule: messenger RNA, 3129 nt
Organism: Pseudonaja textilis
Lineage: Eukaryota; Metazoa; Chordata; Lepidosauria; Squamata; Elapidae
Source: RefSeq, a predicted model, not a curated record